CAGCAGUCAGGUGGCUGAGUAGGCGUGGCGUUGGCGCUAGGACCGUUCAGUUGUGAUCUAGACGCCGUCGUGAGCGAACGUGUAGCAUCUUCGUUCCCAGACCUUACCUGCGCCGACAAUCCCACAGCUGCGACGCGUUCCAAUCCAGAAGACGAGGAUCUCUCUUCUACCCCUGCGUGACGCCCCUGCGACGAUGGAGCUUAGCGCCAAGGCUGAAGGCUAAGAUCUUAACCGUACACUCUGCCGCUGCCACGUCGGUGAGCCCGGAGGAGAGAAUAGCGAGCGUGAAGGAGCCAAAGACUGUUAGUUGUAGAGCCUCCCCUCAGAGGAGGAGGCCCGUGGGAGCGUUUGGAAUACAAGUGUUAGACGGCAAAGAUGCGUCUUAGUGUGGUUAGAAUCGCCUGGUUGGCCUCCGUCGUGUUCCUGGCAGGACACCCCGUGCGGGCGCAAAGACCAGCCAGCCAACCGUCCAUCGCGGCGUCCGUCUUCAGCAGCGAGACGCUAACCCCGGGAACCGACGAGGAAUCUCUCGUUACGGAUUCUCUCUUGGACACGACCGAGGACCAGAAUACGGAGACGACGGCGGUGACGGAGGGGCUGUUCACCUGGGGCGGAAUCGUGGACGAUGAGGAAGGAGCUGAAGGCGUGGGCGAGGUCGUCGAAGGAGAGACCCUGACCAAUGAACCUCCUACAGAGGAGACGCCCUUGGCCGAGGCGACCGUGGCUGAGGAUCCUCUUGUUCCUGAAGAUGAGGAGUUGAAGGAGGAGGAGGAAGCCGUGAAGGUCACCAAGGAAGGCAUUCAAGACAAGGAGGCUGAGGAAGGUGUUACCGAGGCGGCGACCACAACGACGGCGGAAGCACAGGCUUAUGCGCCGUCAAGCAGUCUGCGCGUGUGUCCGGGCGUGUGCGUGGCGAACCGCAUCAGCCAGUAUUGCGAGGCGGCGCUCGACGUGGCCGAAUUCUGCCGCUCCGGACUGCGCUGCUGCGUGUCGGCGGAUCUGUUCUCCGACGUAGACACUCCGCCCAAGGAGUUCGUCUUGCUCAACCCGAAGAAGCCCGAGCAGCAGUCCUCGUCUCCGCAAACAGAGGCGACGACCACCACGACCACCACCACCACCACGACGCAGCGCCCGACCACGACCCCUCCGCCGCCGACGACCGUGUUCACGCGCAGCCCCGAUGGCCCCGCGACUACUAACGCGGCCAGCACGAUCCCGGAGGAGCGUCAGUGCCGCGGCACGUGCGUCACCUCCUUCUUCGCCUUCCUGUGCGACGAGAUCGACCGCUCGGGCGAGUGCCCCCGCGGAGGCAAGUGCUGCGUCACCAAGAAGCGUCGCCCCAAGCCCACGCCUCCUGAGGGUCGGCCCCCACGACCGGAUCCUACAACCACGACGACCACGACGACCACCACGCCGCCUCCACCUCCUCCCGCCUCCGAGCCUGAGUACUCCCUGCCGCUGUGCCCUGGGACGUGCCUGCCCUCCAUCGUGGCCUCCUUCUGCUCGCAGCCGUCCGUCAUCGUCGAGGCCUCCGGCUGCGACGAAGGACACUUCUGCUGCGACAACCGGGCGGAGGAAGCGACGCCUGCCAACGCCCCGCCGCCCCCCUCGCCUCCCCGGCGGCCUCCCCCUCCCCCUCCGAGGCAGCCCCCUCUGGAGCGCCCCGUCCCGCCCGCCUUCCAGACGCUAGCGUCGCUCUUCUCACGUCCACCGCCGCCCACCAGACCGCCUCAGCUGCGCCCGCCUCGCCCGGCCCGCCCUCCCGCACCUCCUCCACCCCCACCGACGACCACCACCACCACGACCACGACGACCACUACGACUACCACAACCACCACCACGAGCAACGCCGAGAUGACGGACGUGUUCAAGUGCAAGAAGGACAAGACGUCGUGCUGCUCGCCCAAGUCCGCUCUCAGGGAGCUCAUUCGCCACGACGAGUUCCACAACAUCGCCCGGAACGACACGGCCUGGCGACCUCCCUACGACCCCAAUUACCCGCAGCCGCCUUACGGGUCCCCUGGAUACGAGCAGCCCUACGACCCUGCUUAUGAGCGACCGCCCUACGAGCAGCCUCCUUACGAACAGCCUCCCUAUGAACAGCCGCCUUAUGAACAACCGCCCUAUGAACAGCCUCCCUAUGAACAGCCUCCUUAUGAACAGCCUCCUUACGAACAACCUCCUUACGAGCAACCGGCUUAUGAACAGCCUCCCUAUGAACAGCCAUACGAACGCCCGGCCUUUGAACGCCCAGCCUAUGAACAGCCCCCGUAUGAACAGCCGCCGUACAACAAGCCGUACCAACCUGAACAGCCCUAUGAGAGGCCGUACCCAGUGUCUAAUGUCACCCAAGCCACGCCAGUCAUCCGAACCACGAAGGCCCCGGCGAGGAGCAAGUACAUCUGCGGCCUGAAGGGCACCACCGGCAGGGAAGCUCGCGUCGUGGGAGGCGAGGACGCCCUCCCGGGAGAGUGGUGCUGGCAGGUGGCGCUCAUCAACUCGCUCAACCAGUACCUGUGCGGCGGGGCGCUCAUCGGCACUCAGUGGGUGCUCACGGCGGCCCAUUGCGUCACCAACAUCGUCCGCUCCGGCGACGCCAUCUACGUGCGCGUGGGCGACCACGACCUGACGACCAAGUUCGGCUCACCCGGCGCCCAGACCCUCCGCGUGGCCACCACCUACAUCCACCACAACCACAAUUCUCAGACGCUCGACAACGACAUCGCGCUCCUGAAGCUUUCGGGCCACGCCGAGCUGAAGGAGGGAGUGUGCCUCGCCUGCUUGCCUGCGCGCGGGGUCAACCAGGUAGCUGGGAAGCGGUGUGUCGUCACUGGUUACGGAUACAUGGGCGAGACCGGGCCCAUCCCUCUGCGCGUGCGUGAGGCGGAGGUCCCCGUGGUUUCUGACAACGAGUGCGUGAGGAAAAUUAACGCGGUGACGGAGAAAAUCUUCAUCUUGCCUGCGUCGUCCUUCUGCGCCGGAGGAGAGAGCGGCCAUGAUGCCUGUCAGGGCGACGGAGGAGGUCCCCUGGUGUGCAACGUGGACGGGUACUACGAGCUCAGCGGCCUCGUAUCCUGGGGCUUCGGGUGCGGGCGGCAAGAUGUACCAGGAGUAUACGUGAAGGUCUCCUCCUUCAUUGGCUGGAUCAACCAAAUCAUCUCUGUGAACAAUAUUUGAUGACUUCGUAGUUGUUGAAAUGUGUUAUUAUUUUUUUUUUAUAUAAGUUUCUUCCUGCUCAAAUUUAUAUUUUUUUCGGGUAUGGGUGAUAUGAUAAAAAAAAGGGUGUAAUGUCCGUCAUAUGCACAAAUUGCGUUGCCUAUUCUUUCUUCUUGUGAGAGCAAUAGUCUAAAAUGGGUGGAGAGUGAGGCGGUGUUUCGGGUAUGUCCCAGGUUAUACAAAUCUUUCUUUACGCGUACCUUGAUCAUUACACGAUAUAGGUAACACAGACACCGCUUUACACGAGCAUUGGCAGGUUGGUAUUGCGUGUCCACAUGUACUCAUUCUAAUGGGUAUCGUGUACUGCGCAUAUACUAGUUUAAAAGAAAUACUACCUUUGGUUAGGCAGAUCCUAGUUUUGAUAUGAAAUUGGUUAGCACGUGGCAUAUCAAGUGUGGAACCAAUCAAAAUAACUUUUUUCGGUUUACGUGUAACAUGAUUGCCAACACCUUGGAUUACUAUGCCUUAUUUACACGAAGACUGUAUGUACACAUACCAUGGGGUUACUUCAUGCUAUUAGUUUAUGUUCCAUUGUGUAUCUUGCACUUGUUCGGUUUACGUGAGGCCUAUUUUACACGAGGAAGACACAGCGGACUAAUAGCUUUGUUUCCAUGGCGUGCAUUGACGUCUGCGCUGGUUGGCUUCAGUUUCGACAAAGGACGGUGCUCUUCAGCUGAGAGAACGGGAUGUUUCAGUGAUUUCAGAUGAUCCUUAACCGCCUGGAAUGUCGUGUUGGACCUCAACUCUGGUAAAGUGGUAUAUGGCUAACUUCACACUUAUUUCCACACUAAUAAUUGAAUUUUUUUUAAAUGUUCAAAGGAAAUUCUUAUUGUAAGUUUAGAGAUCUUCAAUGUUGAGUGAAAAAAGAAAGCUCAAACCGUGGAAAAUAUUAGAAGCCAUAAUAAUCUGUAGGGGUUAGUGAUUUUCGUUGUGUUAUUUAUUUAUCUUUAAGUGUUACGUGCCAGGACGGUGCUUACAAGACAGACCUGCUUUUCUCUGACUGUGCUCCUAAGACCGUGUUAUGUAGACGAUUUUUUAACACUGCGAAAAAAAAAACAAAAAAGUUGUGCCAGUGACUGCUCAGUGAGUAGUUAUUCAACAUGCCUUGAGGACCUACUGUUUAUAUGGGUAUAAAGACGAGCGACAAGACGUGGCGACGAGUACUACCGAAAAAAAAGUCUGUUGCUAAAGCCUGAUAACCUGUUACUGAUGGCAGUUCCUUCCUCUCACAUAAAAGGGCCUUAUCUUUGCACCAUAUGGUCUUGAAGUGGCAUUUGCGUACAGAGGUAAUUGAUACAUGUUCUCUGUGUAGUUUUUAGUUAUCAGAUCUAUAAUUCUCGGAUAGUAGGUUAGAGUAGAAGUUUGGAGAUGCAGAGGGAAGUCCCAUAUUGGAGACGUACUUUGUGUCCAUUUUACAUGUUCAUGGUAUUUUGUGUGAAUAUGUUUCUCUGUUGUUUAUUUUUAUUGACAGUUCUGAAUGUCUCAAAAAUCAAUAGUCAUCAGCGCAGGUAAUUACGGAUUUUAAUUGUACAUGACUCGACUCCGACUAUUUAUUGUGUUCUAGAACCAAAGACGUGUCUUCAAAAGACAUUAUAUGUUGACGUGAAAUAAUAAAUAUUUAAGACUCUUU
This is a messenger RNA of Penaeus indicus, 4846 nucleotides long. Its product is annotated as protein masquerade-like. The transcript has 11 exons. The record is from RefSeq and is a predicted model, not a curated record. Gene Ontology annotation, molecular function: serine-type endopeptidase activity. The coding region runs from base 376 to 3177 and encodes 933 amino acids. Gene Ontology annotation, biological process: proteolysis. NCBI's taxonomy places the organism in Eukaryota, Metazoa, Arthropoda, Malacostraca, Decapoda, Penaeidae.